Molecule: messenger RNA, 1242 nt
Organism: Dentiscutata erythropus
Lineage: Eukaryota; Fungi; Glomeromycota; Glomeromycetes; Diversisporales; Gigasporaceae
Source: the annotation of a GenBank genome assembly
AUGACACCGAACCUCAUUACUGAAGGCGAAAUUUUUAACGGAUCGUCUACAAAUGGUUAUCAUGAAUUAAAUGGUGUUCAUGAUGGAUCAUAUUCAAACGGUCAUAGUGAAUUGAAUGAUGUACCAUUAAUUGCAGAACAAGGGUUUGGCACAAGAGCUAUUCAUGUAGGGCAAGAUCCUGAUCCAUACACUGGUGCUGUUAUCCCUCCGAUAUCUUUAUCGACUACAUUUAAACAAUCUUCAAUUGGUGCUCAUAAGGGUUACGAAUAUUCUCGAUCGAGCAAUCCUACGAGAAGCGCAUUUGAACAAUCAAUUGCAUCAUUAGAAAAAGCAAAAUAUGGUAUUGCAUUUUCAUCAGGAUCUGCUGCGACUGCUACCAUUGUCACAACUAUUGGAACUGGUGGUCAUAUUAUAUCAGUGAGCGAUGUUUAUGGAGGAACAAAUCGAUACUUUUCUAAAGUUGCAAGUACUCAAGGAAUCAGUACAACAUUUGUUGAUUUGAUUGACCCUCAAAAUAUCGAACCUGUUUUCCGUCCAGAUACAAAGAUUGUAUGGGUUGAAACUCCAACAAAUCCUACUCUUCGCCUAAUUGACAUUCAGAAAGUCGCCCAAAUAACUCAUAAUCAUGGUGCCAUCCUUGUAGUCGAUAAUACAUUCAUGAGUCCAUAUUUUCAAAAUCCUAUAGAACUUGGUGCUGAUAUUGUCGUACAUUCUGUCACCAAGUACAUAAAUGGACAUUCUGAUGUGGUAAUGGGUGUAGCUGUGAUGAAUGACGAAACAAUUUAUGAAAAAGUUAAAUUUUUACAAAAUGCUAUUGGUGCUGUACCUUCACCUUUUGAUUCAUGGUUGGCAAAUCGUGGAUUAAAAACUUUACAUGUACGUAUGAAGCAGCAUCAAGAAAAUGCUUUGACUAUUGCUAAAUUUUUGGAGAGUAGUGAUAAAGUUGAAGAAGUUAUAUAUCCCGGGUUGGAAAGUCAUCCACAACAUGAUUUAGCAAAGAAACAAACAAGAGGCUUUGGAGGAAUGCUAAGCUUUAGAAUUAAAGGUGGUUUUGAAGCUGCCGAUACUUUUCUACGGAGUGUAGAAAGUUUAGCAGAACAUCCUGCAAGAAUGACACAUGCAUCUCUUACUCCAGAACACCGAGAGACUGUUGGUGUUACUGAUAAUUUAAUAAGAUUAUCUGUGGGUAUAGAAGAAGUUACUGAUCUGAUAGCAGAUGUUCAGCAAGCAUUAGAAAUAGCA